AUGAAUAUUUGUUCAUUGGAACUACUCCCACCGUAUUCAGAUGGUUUCACUGUAGAUGAAAAGAUCACUGAAAUUGUUGAAACAAUUCAAUUUGUAUUCGUAUGUUUCACAUUCCCAUUUUAUUGCAUGAUUGUGUAUUUCCUUUUUGAAUCUCAAGCAAAACAUAUUGAUGAGUUACGAAGUCCGUUUUAUAAAUUAUGUAUCUCGACAGCAGUUGUUGAUCUAUGUUAGUUAAUUUUUUUGGAAGUUUUUAUGGUAGCACUAUCGUGAGCAUAAAAAUGUUUAGAAUCACUUUGUCACCAUGUUUUAAUACUUUCAGGGACAUUAUCCACGAAUUAUCUUGGGGCAAUGUUUCCCAAAUGGGGUUGGGGUGUUCCGAUUUACAUUGGUCUUGGUAGUUUCUACACUCAUGUUUAUUUAUAUUUUGCAUGGAGUACUGGAGUUUGCCAGGCAAUGUCAGUAUCGGUUCUAGCUGCGAAUAGACUAACUGCUCUGACGUUUCCAGAUUCAUAUGAGAAGGUAUUAUUUUUUCUCUAGACUUAAUAUGUCCCUCUCGAAGAACAAAAUGUGUAAAUAUUCAGAUUUGGAAUGGUAAACGUAUGCAGAUUGCUUAUGGUUUACAGUUUAUUCUUGGACUUUUAAUAGGUCUUGCAACUUUUACCAAUCCUGCUGUUUUAUACAGAACUGAAAAAUUGGGAGUUGUCCCAGCUUUCACCAAGUAAGUCAUUUUGAAUUUGAACAUUUUCAAACAGUAAUUCAUAAUAGUGGUGAGUUGACUACAGUUUUCUUUAUCAUUGGUGGAUUAUUUCUUUUCGCCAAUUGUAUCUACCUAAUUUGUUCGUACUGUUAUCUUUUCUAUCGAUUACGUCUUCGAAAUAACCAACAAAAUAUUGGAAUUCGAAUAAUGAUGAAUCAGAGAAAACGCGAGAAAGCGAGAAAAAGUGAAUAUCGAUUAUUUAUCAUGAGCAAUAUUGUUGUUGGAGUUCAGAUUUCGGUUUGUUUUUUAUUUUUUCUCGAAGCGACUCAAUUGGUAACAUUGCCCUCUGAUACAUUUUAUCUUUUUUAUAAUGCUGCGAGGUAA
Caenorhabditis angaria is the source of this 1081-nucleotide messenger RNA. The record is from the annotation of a GenBank genome assembly. Lineage: Eukaryota; Metazoa; Nematoda; Chromadorea; Rhabditida; Rhabditidae.